Molecule: messenger RNA, 1936 nt
Organism: Drosophila mojavensis
Lineage: Eukaryota; Metazoa; Arthropoda; Insecta; Diptera; Drosophilidae
Product: PI-PLC X domain-containing protein 2
Exons: 2
Coding region: 137-1114 (325 amino acids)
Biological process (GO): lipid metabolic process
Molecular function (GO): phosphoric diester hydrolase activity
Source: RefSeq, a predicted model, not a curated record
AUACCUCCAACUCUCCGCAAGUACUUUUAGCACAUGCAUGAAAUUACCGCUGUUUACGACCCAAACAGAACGUUUGCUGCUUAAUUGAAUUUUAGACAUCGACAUACAAUUACAAAAUUCGCCUCCAGCUGCAAAAAUGUCCCAGGAGCACUGGAUGCGCGAUUUGCCGCCGGAGUUACGCGAUCUAUCAAUUAUCAAUUUGGCCAUACCAGGUUCCCACAAUACGAUGACCUAUGGUAUUAAUAGCGACUCAAAGCUAGCGCCCGAUGCGGAUACUGCAAUACGUCGUUGGCAUCGCAUUUUCCCAUGCUUUGUUCGGCGUUGGUCAAAAAAUCAAUCUUCGAGCAUUUUGGAGCAACUGAGUCUGGGUGUGCGUUACUUCGACUUGCGUAUAGCACAACAUGAGGGCAAAUUCUAUUACUGUCACGGUGUCUUUGCUAUGGAAGUGUUCGAACCCCUGCAGGAGUUGCGUCAGUUUCUGGACACCCAUCCCGAAGAAGUCGUUGUGUUGGACCUACAACAUUUCUAUGAUAUGACCAUUCCACAUCAUCAGCAGCUGCACAAGGAGCUGGUACAGUUCUUCGAUCAACGUCUGUAUGCCACAACGGAUGGUCCGCUGCUUGAAUGCUCCUUGACACGCUGCGCCGAGCUGCAGCGCCAAGUGGUGCUCAUCUGUCGUCGCUGUCCAAUUGGUCUGCCUGCCCAGUUCUGGCCCAGUUAUGCUUGGCCCACGCCGUGGCCCAAUACGGCCAGUAUUAAGAAGCUGCAGUCUUUUCUUGCCGACUCGCUGCUCUCUCGCCAACCCCAACAGGGCUACGUCUCCCAGUGUUUGCUCACGCCCACGGGUCGCUAUAUAGCGCUGCGAUUGCUCUUCACCCUGAAGCGCACAGCGAAACGCGUGGAUCGUAAACUGAAGCCGUGGAUAGUGGAACAGUUGCCAGGACCCUUUGACAAUGGCCAAAAGCCGCGCGUAAAUGUUUUUCUCGCCGAUUUUGUUAAUCUCAAAGAUGGCCAAUUCUGUGAUUGGGUCAUCAAAUUGAAUAGCAAACUGGAGUGGGAUAAAACUGAGCUCAAAGGCGAAGAUGAUUGGAACAGAAUCUACUCUAACGAAUAAUCGUAUAAAUAUUGUUAUAGAUGAUAUUGUUUGUUUCUUUAUAUAUUAGCACGAAUUUGUCCACAAUGCUCUCUUGAUGCUUUUUGAAAUACUCUCAAUUUGUAUGCAAUGCUCUCCACUCUUUUGUAUUUCUGUCUUUCUUUGAUGCUAUUUAUAAUGCUAACAAUUCUUAUGUAUUGCUGUCUUCCAUUGGUGCUAUUUACUAUGUACAAAAUGUCCAUUUACACAAGCGGGCUUUAAACUGCUUUUUUAUGCCUAUUUGCCAUACGUAAAGAAAAAUGUUUUAAACAGCAAAGUCUUGCACAGUUAUAUAUUCAUUUACACACAUAUAUAUAUAUAUAUAUAUAUUCGUUUUGAAUUGAAGCUAAUCUAACUUCUAAUCUAUAUCUUUAUUGUUGUGUUUUGCUUGUAUUGUUAUUUACUAAAGCACUUCACAAUUGAAUUUUUUAGUAUAUACACAAUAAAAGUGAGUUACAAUGUCAUUAGGGGAUUGUUAUUCUAGGGUAUAAUAUAAUUUUGUAAGAGUCACAAGACGGCACAAAUCAUAUAUAUUAGAUAUCUAUGUAUGUGGUUUUACAUUGUACAUAUAACUAAUCUAUAUAGAUACAAACCUCUUUACAAUCUCAAUUCUUUAAAGAGUAAAAAGUUUAUAGUUGCGACAAUAACAAAUAAAAUUUAACGCUAAUUACCAACUAACUUCUAGUCGAGCAUGCCCAGUGCCUAGCGCAAUUUUAAUUUUGAAUUGUUUAACCUAUCAUUUAGGUGAAUGUAAAUGCGUGAUAAGAAAAUGCAAGUACUUGGAAUAAAGUUCUGAUAAGAAUA